UCAAUUUAUCUCCUCCAACCUAGCCAUGGCGGCUGCCGUAAUCAUCAUCAUGCCGCUUCUCGGCAUUAUGGGUUUCGUCCCAACCUUAAACGCCGCCGCCGACAAGGCAACCUCCAUGAACGUCAUAGACUCCUGCUGGCGCGCCAAGUCGAACUGGGCGUCCAACCGCCGCGCAUUGGCCGACUGCGGCGUCGGGUUCGGGAAAGACGCCGUCGGCGGGAAGUAUGGCAACACGUACGUGGUGACCGAUCCGUCGGACAACCCCGGGAACCCCAAGCCCGGCACGCUUAGGUACGGCGCUAUUCAAUCGGCGCCGCUGUGGAUUAUGUUUGCUAAGGAUAUGGUUAUUACGCUGAAGAAUGAGCUUAUGGUGAAUAGCCAUAAGACCAUUGACGGGAGAGGGGCGACGGUGGAGAUCGCUAAUGGGCCUUGCAUCACCAUCCAAGGCGUCACCAAUAUAAUCAUACAUGGAAUUAGCAUGCACGAUUGUAAGCCCGGGAAGUCCGGCACCGUGAGGGAUACUCCCACGCAUGCCGGCCGCCGUCGCGGCUCCGACGGCGACGCCAUUUCCAUCUUUAGUGCCUCUAACAUUUGGAUUGAUCAUUGCUACCUUGCACGUGCCGCCGAUGGCCUCAUUGACGUCAUUCAUGGCUCCACGGCCAUCACCAUUUCUAACAACUAUUUCACUCAACACGACAAAGUUAUGUUGUUUGGGCAUAAUGAUAACAACGUAGAAGACAAAGCUAUGAAAGUGACAGUGGCGUUCAAUCAUUUUGGCCCCGGUUUAAUUGAAAGAAUGCCUAGGGUGAGACUAGGUUAUGCUCAUGUUGCUAACAAUAGAUACACUGGAUGGUUGAUGUAUGCAAUUGGUGGGAGUGCAAACCCUACCAUUUUUAGUGAAGGGAAUUACUUUAUGGCACCUAAUAAAUCCGAAUCGAAGCAAGUUACAAAGAGGGAGGUAAAGAAAGGGUGGUCGAACUGGAAAUGGAGGUCGUCCAAGGAUAAAUUUCUAAAUGGGGCAUACUUCGUACCUUCCGGAUAUGGAAGCUGCGCGCCGUACUACACGAAAUCUCAGUCGUUUCCGGUGGCCGACGGGUCGAGGGUUCCGGCGCUCACGGCGGACGCAGGGCCGCUGAGAUGCUCUUACUCCUCCUCCAAAUGUUGAAAAUUUGUGACAAUAUAUUUAAUUUGUGUGUUUUUAAUUAAUUAAUUAAUUUGUCCCACACCACUACACCAUGUACCAUUCAUGCAUGAAAAUGUUUAAUUUAUUAAAAUAUUGGGAAUGAGUGGAGUUUGACACCAGUUUUUUUUAAAAGGUGAUUGAGCUACGCAUGCACUAAUCAUGCUUGUCUUGAACUUUAGGGUUUUUAAGCUUUCUAUCCUUCAUUCGUAACAAUGUUAGAUACUAAAAAAGUAAGAGAUGUAACUUAUGAUGUAAUUUGGAAAAGAAAUAUUGACGGGCGUAAUAAA
This is a messenger RNA of Ipomoea nil (Japanese morning glory), 1470 nucleotides long. RefSeq names its product probable pectate lyase 16. The record is from RefSeq and is a predicted model, not a curated record. Bases 26 to 1165 code for a protein of 379 amino acids. Gene Ontology annotation, molecular function: pectate lyase activity. The transcript is spliced from 4 exons. Lineage: Eukaryota; Viridiplantae; Streptophyta; Magnoliopsida; Solanales; Convolvulaceae.